AUGGAUAACUUUGGGGAAAUCAAUAACGAAAAUGAAAGUGAAAAUUUAAAUGAAUGUCACGGGUACUACACCAGAUCUAAAAGGAGGAAGCUCGAGAAAGACGACGAGACGUACACUAUGUUUCCAGAUUACAAUAGAAAAAGAAAAAACCCUAUUACAUUCUUACCGCUGGAAGUAAUUCAAGCUGUUUUUAAUCAUUUAUCAUAUCACGAAUUAAGUAAAACCGUCAGGUUAGUCAACCAUAGGUUCAAAAUAAUUGCCGAGGAUAUUUUAAACCGAUCUUUCAAACAAUUAGAGAAGAAAAUAAAUGUUUUAAUUUUAACCACAGAAAAAUCCCUACAAUGUACAGAUGACGAAAUGGAAAUUAAAUGUGUAGUGAAAUUACUUAACAUGUUAGAAAUUUUGAAAUUACAGUGUACAGUAGUUGUUGCUACCGUAUGGAGAUAUAUUUACAACGAUUAUUAUAAACCUUCCAGGUCAUGUUUUUAUGCUGGACAAUUACUCGAUGGUCUUAAUGAUUUUAUUUAUAAAUUUUUUUACUCCCCUUAUAUACUUUACGCUCCAGCCAUUAUUAAAGAUCAUGCCUUUCCACAAGAAAUGACAAAUAUAAUAGUGAUGAUAAAGAAUUUCUGCUUGCACUUCGACAGAGUAAUUGAAGAGCCGUUACCUGAUUGUACAGUUUGCAGCGGUUGUAAAAUGAUAGAUAUUUUAGAUUGUGCACAAUUUUCUUCGAAAUCUGUGGUGUCGGAAAAGGCUGAUGUUAAUGGAUUUUCUGCAGAAUAUAACUAUUUUUUCCGUAAUUCUUGGUUUGUCGCUCUGCCAAUGUUGACAAACAGGAAUAUGGAACAGUCCGAAAAGCAAAGAUUUAUGCACAUGCGCCUCAGAAGGAUUGUACUCGCUCAUACCGAUAUGUUUUUACAACAAAGUCACUAUGAAAGAGAAGAAUUACUCAGACCGUAUUCUGACAUCAGUCCGCCCAAGAAACCAAGUAACAACGUUUAUACAGGGUACGGUGAUACCGGGAAAAUAUUCUUUUACUACGGAUGUAUGAACGACGGUGCUUAUAAUCAGAAAUUUCACGACGACCAAAUCGAAGAGGACAGUGAUGAGGAGCCUCCUAACGAUCAGUUACGCGCGAGAAAUUCCGAAGAGAACAUUCUCUACAGAAUCCCGCACCUCGGGUUCAAUGUACAAAUCAAAGUUCAAUGUCCUUUGAAAUAUGCCCCACUUCGGUUUUUGGAAAAAUGUAAGGAUGCACUCUCGCAAAAUAUGGAAGACGAUAAGGAAGUGAAAACGCAUUUGAAAUUGAUUUUUGAAUGCCAGGGAGCGAGUUAUACCAGAUUACCAACUAGAUUCGAAUAUACGCAUUGAUUUAUUUAUUAUUUUCAUUUUAUUUAUAUUAUUUUGUAUUGAAUCUUUUAAAUUUUAUCUAUUUUGUCACAAAUACAUUUUAAUUUUUUAACAAGCGCUCAUUUUUAGUUGAGUGUUUCAGUAGUGCUGUGAUUAU
Molecule: messenger RNA, 1507 nt
Organism: Diorhabda sublineata
Lineage: Eukaryota; Metazoa; Arthropoda; Insecta; Coleoptera; Chrysomelidae
Exons: 6
Coding region: 1-1371 (456 amino acids)
Molecular function (GO): protein binding
Source: RefSeq, a predicted model, not a curated record